AGAAGAGAGAGAAAUGCAAAGAAAACUUGGGUAGUUAUCAAUGCAUGUGUUAUAUAUUCCCCUCAUUUGACACCCCACACGUUUUAUUCUCAUAUCCAUCCAUCUAUCCAUAUUUAAUUACAUGUUUCAUCUUUCUUCUUAGCAUCUUCCAAAUCAACAAUUAAUAGAGAUCAUCAUGGGUAAAGCCUCAAAGCUUCGUAUAGAUCUUCCUCUACUAGACUCAUCAAAGGAUAAUCAUGUAUAUUUCAACAACAUACACAUACAAGAUCUCGAUAAUGAUAUAUCUACCAUCAACACCACAUCAUCUUCGUCGUCGUCGUCAUCAUCAUCGAGCGCCCUCGAUGAAGAUUCAUCAUCGUUCUCCGCCUCAUCAUCGUUGUCUACAUCAUCCGACAUGGCUGACAUGGCCGACGACGCAUCUUCACCGUUGAUCUCGGGGCAAUCUUUGUAUAAUUUGUCGGACAUCAUGGCUCAAUUACCCAUCAAGAAAGGGUUAUCAAAGUAUUAUGAUGGGAAGUCACAAUCAUAUAGCUCUUUAUCAAAAGUUACAAGUUUAGAAGAUCUAAUGAAGAAAAACCCUCAUGGAAGGAAACCAAUGAAGGGAUCUAAGAGCUAUGGAGGUUGUCUAGAUUCAUUCAAAUCUCAUACUCUUCCGAAACCAACUAUAUCGAAGAGAUCGUCGAGAAAUAGGUUGUCAAGUUCAUCUUUUCCGCCUAAAAGAGGUAGCUUGCUAAAUAAUUGCAAGCCUCCACUGGCUCCUCAUCUUCAAAAUAGCUUAAGAUGUUAAUUUUGUGAAGACUUGAAAGUAGAAAAAAUAUAUAGAAAUCUAUGUACAUAGAGAGGUAUAUGAAUAUAACAUUUUCUUUGAUUUUAGGAAAGUAUUUUAUUAUGCAAAUGGGUACAUAGCUGUUGGAUCUUAUGUAUUUGGUAUGUCAUUAAUUUUGUACUCACUAGUUUGUCUUA
Impatiens glandulifera is the source of this 963-nucleotide messenger RNA. RefSeq lists its product as uncharacterized. The transcript has 2 exons. Lineage: Eukaryota; Viridiplantae; Streptophyta; Magnoliopsida; Ericales; Balsaminaceae. The coding region runs from base 176 to 787 and encodes 203 amino acids. The record is from RefSeq and is a predicted model, not a curated record.